This is a messenger RNA of Anarrhichthys ocellatus (wolf-eel), 3131 nucleotides long. RefSeq names its product solute carrier family 27 member 4 (gene slc27a4). Gene Ontology annotation, biological process: medium-chain fatty acid transport; long-chain fatty acid metabolic process; long-chain fatty acid import into cell. Gene Ontology annotation, molecular function: oleoyl-CoA ligase activity; long-chain fatty acid transmembrane transporter activity. The transcript is spliced from 14 exons. The record is from RefSeq and is a predicted model, not a curated record. NCBI's taxonomy places the organism in Eukaryota, Metazoa, Chordata, Actinopteri, Perciformes, Anarhichadidae. The coding region runs from base 362 to 2293 and encodes 643 amino acids. Gene Ontology annotation, cellular component: endoplasmic reticulum membrane; plasma membrane.
AUUGCGCUUGCUAGCGAGCUUAUCGGCUACAAUGAUCCCAGAUAUUAUAUCAAUAAUUGUGACAAUGAGCGGAUGAUGAUUGCGGGGUCAAUGUCGACGCGCACAGUCAGGCGAAUUUGACUCGCGACGCACGGGAGAGGAGCGGAGCGGCAGCAGCAGCUCAUUGUGGUAUUACAGCAGGAGGGGAUCCCGGUGCGUGUGUGCCUGUCUGUCCGUGCGUUUCUGUGAGCCUCUGUCAAGCGGCGACGAGCGGACGGGGCGACCAGGCUAGCCUGUAAGCCGAUCAGGGUCGAGAUCGCACACUAACGGGUUUCACGUCUGGGAUUUCUGCGCACCUACAUGCUGUGACGGGGGUGCAAGGAUGAUGCGUCUAGCGUGUUCCACAGCCCUGCUGUUCGUGUUUAGGCUGCUGGUGGGCUUGCCUUGGUACCAGGUUCUCCCAGCCGUCCUGAUCUUCUACCUGGGAAGCGGAGGAUGGAGCUUCCUGCAGAUUUUUGCCAAAACCAUUGGCAGAGACUUACAUGCGGCAGGUGUGCUAUUGCAGGUGAAGAUGAAUGUCAGACGCCACCUCCGAGAGAAGAACACCAUUCCCAAGAUCUUUGCUGAAACGGUGGCCCGCCACGGGGACAAGACGGCACUGAUCUUCGAGGGCACUGGGGAGAAGUGGACCUUCCGACAGUUGGAUGAGUACUCCAACAGAGUGGCCAACCUGCUGCUGGAAAGGGGUUUCAAGGACGGCGACGUGGUGGCUCUUUUCAUGGAGAACAGAUCCCAGUAUGUGGGCCUCUGGCUCGGCAUGGCCAAAAUCGGCGUAGAGGCCGCUCUUAUCAACUUCAAUUUGAGACUAGAAGCCUUGGUCCACUGUGUCACCAUCUCCAAUGCCAAGGCGGUGGUGUUUGGCUCAGAGCUGAAUGAAGCGGUGUCUGAGGUCCACAGUUUAAUGGGGAAAACGGUGCAGAUGUUCUGUUCAGGAGACUGGGACCCCAAACAAGUCCCACAGGGAACCGAGUGCCUAGAGCCCCUGCUGGAUAACGCCCCGUCUCACCUGCCAAGCCGGCCGCAACGCUGCUUCACAGAUCGCCUGUUCUACAUCUACACGUCGGGAACCACUGGGAUGCCUAAAGCUGCUAUCGUUGUGCACAGCAGGUACUACCGCAUGGCAGCCUUGGUAUAUUAUGGCUUUAGGAUGACUCCAGAUGACGUGUUGUACGAUUUCCUUCCUCUCUACCACUCCGCAGGUAACAUUGUGGGAGUGGGCCAGUGUAUAAUACAUGGCAUGACUGUAGUCAUCCGAAAGAAGUUCUCUGCCUCGCGUUUCUGGGACGACUGUGCCAAAUACAACUGCACUAUUGUGCAGUACAUUGGUGAGAUCUGCCGAUACCUGCUGAACCAGCCAGUUCGGGACACGGAGAAACAACAUCGGGUGCGCAUGGCACUGGGCAACGGCCUGCGCCAGUCCAUCUGGGAGGAGUUCAUGAACCGCUUCAACAUCCCACAGAUCGCAGAGUUCUACGGAGCCACAGAGUGCAACUGCAGCCUGGGCAACUUCGAUAACAAGAUUGGUGCGUGUGGCUUCAACAGUCGGAUCCUGCCCUUCAUCUACCCCAUCAGACUGGUGAGGGUUGAUGAGGAGACCAUGGAGCUCAUUAGGGGACCUGAUGGCGUCUGUAUUCCUUGUAAACCUGGUGAACCUGGGCAGCUAGUCGGCAGGAUCAUUCAGAAUGACCCUCUUCGGAGGUUUGAUGGCUAUGUCAACCAAUCGGCAACCAGCAAGAAGAUAUCUCAGAGUGUCUUCAAGAAGGGAGACAGUGCCUAUCUCUCUGGUGAUGUGUUGAUCAUGGAUGAGUGCGGCCACAUGUUCUUCAAGGACCGUACAGGAGACACUUUCCGCUGGAAAGGAGAGAACGUCUCAACGACCGAGGUGGAGGGAACUCUCAGCAAGCUGCUAGACAUGAAGGAUGUAGUCGUCUAUGGAGUGGAAGUACCAGGAGCCGAGGGAAAGGCUGGCAUGGCCGCCAUCGCUGAUCCGUCUCACUCUACUGACCUGGGGAAGUUUGUGAAGGACAUGGAGAAGGCUCUUCCUCCCUACGCCAGACCUGUAUUCCUUCGAUUCCUUCCAGAGGUCAACAAGACAGGAACGUUUAAGUUUCAGAAGAUGGACUUGCGUCGGGACAGCUUUGACCCCAGCGCAGUGUCGGACAAACUUUACUUCCUGGAUUCCAGAAGAGGGUCUUAUGUGCAGCUGGACGACGAGCUUUACCGCGCCAUCCUGUCAGGAAAACACAAAUUGUGAUGAGCAGGCUGACCACUACACAUGUACACGCACACAUACAGAAAAGAAGACGAUAUUGCGUGACCAGAAUAGCAGAAUGCAGGACCAUGUCCCCAUAAUAAAAUACAUAUAAAGUGAUAGCCAUACACACUCCCUUGCACCCAUACUCAAAUAUUUUUUUUUUGAUUCUUAAAGCUACACACACAUUGUAUUCCCAAAACCUGUUCUUUAAAAUCCCUAAAAGCAGACUUAUGCACGCCACACAAACACACACAGCACUCCAUCCAUCCCCAGCAACUCCUCUCGCUACCUCAGCAAACACAGAGAGAGGCACAAACUUAGUAUUUGGUAACUUGAAACCACCGUUCAUAGCCACACAAUCCCUGCCCACACAGGCCUCAAGCAGCCACGCCAAUCCAUCCUGGUCCAUCACACCAUGUGUUGCUGGGGGGGACACACCUGGGAGGGAUGUGUGGAGUAGUAGUUGCCUGGCAUCCAGAAUGCAAAAACUACUAACUAAAGAUAUCCACAGACUUAAAGGAUGCUGAGAAGUAAAAUGGAAUCAGUAUAAAAAGUGUGUGUGUGGGACAACGGAGGGACCUAUGAGGACCUAAACUGUCUCUCUGUUUGUCAGCCAGAUUGUUUCGUAAAAGACUGGAGGCUCUACCACCGACUUCACCUGCACAAUCAGCAGUGACAAACCUGCAUGACAACCACAGCUUUAUGAGGAUAACUAUAUAAUAAUAUUUCUUGCACCUGUCUGGUCUCCUUGUCUUCAUUUGCACCACGCUCUACAGAGCUUGAGAUGAAAAUAAGCAAAGGACACCAAGGUUUUUGUUUGUUGUUUUUUUAAAAAGGG